This is a messenger RNA of Fraxinus pennsylvanica, 336 nucleotides long. NCBI's taxonomy places the organism in Eukaryota, Viridiplantae, Streptophyta, Magnoliopsida, Lamiales, Oleaceae. The record is from the annotation of a GenBank genome assembly.
AUGGCACGCUCCAAAAAAGCUUGUGUUGUGUUCUUUGAUGAAGUGGAUGCCAUUGGAGGUGCACAAUUUGACGAUGGUAUGGGUGGAGACAAUGAGGUUCAACGCACCAUGCUUGAAAUUGUGAACCAACUGGAUGGCUUUGAUGCUUGUGGGAAUAUUAAAGUUCUAAUAGCAACAAACAGAUUUAGUUGGACUGUUUCCGUCAUCCAUUCUUUAUUCAAUUUUGGCCUUUUUGUUGUGCCUUUUGAUCUUAUUUUCUUUCAUCAACUGCAACUGGUGACAAAACUUGCUGUUGUUCAACGUCGUGUGAUCGACAUAAUAUAUUUCUAUAAAUGA